Molecule: messenger RNA, 606 nt
Organism: Aptenodytes forsteri (emperor penguin)
Lineage: Eukaryota; Metazoa; Chordata; Aves; Sphenisciformes; Spheniscidae
Gene: NDUFA7
Product: NADH:ubiquinone oxidoreductase subunit A7
Exons: 3
Biological process (GO): mitochondrial electron transport, NADH to ubiquinone; ATP synthesis coupled electron transport
Cellular component (GO): mitochondrial inner membrane
Source: RefSeq, a predicted model, not a curated record
CGUGUGAGGGCCGAGGCUCGCCGGCCGCGACUGACGUUCUGGAACCGUUCUCUGCCUAGAACCCAGCCGCCGCCUCGGCUCCCGGUGGGUCCCUGCCACAAGUUCGCCGAUAACUACUACUGCAGCCGGGACGGACGCCGAGAGUCCCUCCCGCCCGUCGUGGUCGCGGCGGCACAGAAAAGCUACAGGUUUGGGGAAGAGUGGCUGGAAAGCUGCCUGUCGGGAAAGAGGUCCGACCUGGUCGGUCCCGCAGCUCUGCUGCUGCCGCUGUUUGAGCUGAGCGGGUUUAAGCCUGGUUUGGCUUAUGCCAGAAGCACGGAACUCUUCCACCCUGAAAGGAGUUCAGACUCUGCAGUGACAACAGCUGAGAAAAAACCAGUGACGCCAGGACCAGCACUUAAGAAGUGGGAAAUUUCGAAAGACCAGCCCUAUUUGUGAGAAACAAGUAUGAUGAGGCUGGACAUGCGGGUCACAGUUCAUUACAAAGCAGCACUCUAAUGGGGAGGCCUGUGGUGGAUUUUGCUACAGCGAUGCUGCAUGGAACUUGUCCUAGUGCUGCUGAUGCAUUACCAAUAAAUGUAUUUAAAGCUGUGAUUAUCCCCUCCC